AUGUCUCCACACCAAUUGGUGUUUGAGAAGUCUUGUUAUCUACCAGUGGAGCUUGAACAUAAAGCACUUUGGGCUCUAAAGAUGCUAAACUUUGAUAAUCAAGCUGUUGGAGAAAAAAGAUUGUUGCAACUCAAUGAGUUAGAUGAAUUCAGAUCCCAAGCUUAUGAAAAUGCCAAGAUUUACAAGGAAAAAUCAAAGAAAUGGCAUGAUCAAAAGCUAGCAAGGAGAGAGUUUAGAAAAGGUCAAAAAGUGUUAUUCAAUAACUCAAGGCUCAAGUUCUUCCCAGGAAAACUAAAGUCAAGAUGGUCCACACCCUUCACAAUUCUUAAGGCUUCUCCUUAUGGUCAUGUGGAGCUUAUGGAGGAUAAGACACAAAGGACUUUCACUGUCAAUGGCCAUAGGCUUAAGCAUUACUUAGGAGACUCAUUGGAUGAGCAAAGAGUGAACUAUAACCUCAGCUAA
Messenger RNA from Arachis duranensis, 462 nucleotides. RefSeq lists its product as uncharacterized. The coding region runs from base 1 to 462 and encodes 153 amino acids. NCBI's taxonomy places the organism in Eukaryota, Viridiplantae, Streptophyta, Magnoliopsida, Fabales, Fabaceae. The transcript has a single exon. The record is from RefSeq and is a predicted model, not a curated record.